Xyrauchen texanus (razorback sucker) is the source of this 5085-nucleotide messenger RNA. RefSeq names its product SLIT and NTRK-like protein 3. Gene Ontology annotation, biological process: axonogenesis; regulation of presynapse assembly; positive regulation of synapse assembly. Lineage: Eukaryota; Metazoa; Chordata; Actinopteri; Cypriniformes; Catostomidae. The transcript is spliced from 3 exons. The coding region runs from base 793 to 3408 and encodes 871 amino acids. Gene Ontology annotation, molecular function: protein binding. The record is from RefSeq and is a predicted model, not a curated record. Gene Ontology annotation, cellular component: postsynaptic density membrane; GABA-ergic synapse.
CUCAAUGUAUCAGAAGAGAACUGAUGGAAGAGAACUUGAAUAAGCUUCGACUUUAUGAUCGUUGCAUGCUCUUGUAAACGAGGAGAUGAGAUGAGGUGAUUGUCUAAAAACAAAACGUUACAUCGCUGAUGAUGAAAGAGAGAGAGAACACGGACUCGCGCGCGCGCGCCCCCGGUGCGGCACUCGGCGCGCUCAACAGCUCGUGCCUCCUCCAUCCCAACCCUCUCCGCCAACAGCACCGACGCCAACGCCGUCCUCCAAUCUCUGCACUCUCCCUCCCAGCUUGCUUUUCUUAAAGCUCAUUUCCGUGACGAUCUGAAGCUUUUUCUCCGGUACGAUGAGAGAUGCCAGCAGCGCAGCAGCGGGACGAGCCGAACCGAGCCGCUCCGAGCGGAACUGAGCUGCAGUUUUCUCUCAGGCUUCAGGACUGAGCUGAACCUGCACCAUAAACAAACCUAUACUUUGGAGAAGAAGAAAAAAAAAGAUUUCAUUCAAAUCACGUCUUCAUCUUCUCUCUUAUUCUUGGUCUGAGAGAGAGGAGAGGCAGGUCAACACACACACACAGAGAGAGAGAGAGAGAGAGAGAGAGAGAGAUAGGGGGAAAAAUCACAGGAGACGGAGGCGGAGAGGGAGAGAGAGAUCCAACAAUCAUUAAACUCGUUCGGAUGUUCUGUUGAAGAAAGCAAGGGACCACCCGUCUCCAAACCCGCUGGAGAUGUAAAGUUGGAUACCACUAAAACCGAUGCUGUGAAGUGGCUCCCAGCCUUAACUUCAUCAGGACUUGGAGGAAGGAUGCUGUGGUUUACCCUGCUAAGCACAAUAGCUUUAGGAUGGACUACGCCGAUCCCUCUGUUGGACGAGUCAGAGGAAAUAGAUGAGCCUUGCUUUGACCCUUGCUACUGUGAAGUCAAGGAGGGUAUUUUCCACGUCCACUGCGACAGCAAAGGAUUUACAAAUGUCAGCCAGAUCUCUCAGACAUGGACGAGACCCUUUAAACUCAAUCUGCAGAGGAACUCCAUGCGCAAACUGUAUUUUAACAGCUUUUUGCACCUCAACAACGCUGUAUCGCUCAAUCUAGGGAACAAUGCGCUGCAGGACAUUCAUGUGGGUGCUUUCAAUGGCCUGAGCAUUUUGAAAAAGCUAUUUCUUCAUGAGAAUAAACUGGAGGUAUUUAGGAAUGACACUUUUAUGGGGCUGGAAAGCCUUGAGUAUCUCCAGGCGGAUUACAAUGUCAUCAAGAGAAUAGAGAGUGGAGCAUUUCGGAACCUGCACAAACUCAGAGUACUUAUUUUGAAUGACAAUUUAAUACCCGUGCUACCCAAUUUAUUAUUCAGGUCUGUGUCACUGACGCACCUUGACUUGCGUGGCAACCGCUUAAAAAUUCUACCUUAUAAAGGGACUUUGGAAUACAUCGGUCGCAGCUUGAUGGAGAUUCAGUUAGAGGAAAAUCCGUGGAACUGUGUGUGUGACAUUGUGCAGCUUAAAAUGUGGCUAGAGCGCAUCCCUUACACAGCUCUGGUAGGUGACAUCACAUGUGAAUACCCCUUUCAUUUACACGGCAAAGACCUUCGCGAGAUCAAGAGGACUGAACUCUGUCCUUUACUCUCUGAAGCUGAAAUGGAGGCCAAACAUGGCAUUCCCAGAUUACCAUUUAAUAACGAAAAUGUCUGGCCCACCAAGCCUUCAUCUAUGUUAUCGUCUUUUCAUAACACAGCCUCCUCAGUAGAGUACAGAGAGAGACACGUAAAGCCAACUAAACGGCCCAGACCAACAAAAACGCCACCCACUCCUCGUAGCAUUUACCCAGGGUUGAAUCAGCCUCCUAUUGCUGCCUAUCAGACCAGACCCCCUAUACCAAUAAUUUGCCCGACAAGGUGUAUGUGCAAUUUACACAUCAAUGACUUAGGCCUCACCGUCAAUUGCAAAGAGAAAGGCUUCCACAACAUUUCUGAGCUCUUGCCACGACCACUUAACGCGAAGAAACUGUAUUUAAGUGGGAAUCUGAUACAGAAAAUUUACAGAUCGGAUUUUUGGAACUUCUCCAGCUUGGAUUUAUUGCACUUGGGUAAUAAUCGGAUAUCAUACGUUCAAGAAGGCGCCUUUAUGAACCUACCUAAUUUGAAAAGUUUAUACUUGAAUGGCAACGACAUAGAACGGCUCACUCCAGGCAUGUUUCGUGGUCUGCAAGCACUUAGUUACUUGUAUUUCGAGUACAACGUCAUUCGAGAGAUCCAACCGGCCGCAUUCAGCCUCAUGCCAAACCUGCAGUUGGUUUUUCUCAAUGACAACCUGCUGCGCACCUUGCCCGUGGAUGCCUUCGCUGGCACCUCUCUGGCCAGGCUCAAUCUGCGCAACAACUAUUUUCUAUAUCUUCCUGUGAGCGGCGUACUGGAGCAUCUUCACUCCAUCGUUCAAAUCGACCUGCACCAGAACCCCUGGGACUGCUCUUGCGACAUCAUCCCACUCAAACAGUGGAUUGAGAAGCUCAGCUCCGUCAUUGUUGUGGGGGAAGUGACCUGCAAGACCCCAGAAUCUGCUCUUGGUAAGGAUCUGCGCACUCUGGAGGUGGAGAUCAUCUGCCCCGAGCUGAAAUUUACAGCGUCCUCUCCGGUUCUACCCAAUGAUAUGACAGCAACCAGCGGUUCUGAGUUAGGAUACGCACCAGCGACGGUAGCUGUCCCACUAUCUGUGCUCAUUCUCAGCCUGUUGAUCCUCUUCAUCUCAGCAGUGUUUGUGGCUGCUGGUCUGUUUGCAUUCGUUCUACGGAGACGAAAGAAGCUUCCCUUCCGGAAGCGGCAGGAAGUUGAUCUUACGGGCAUUCAGAUGCAAUGCAAGAUCUUUGAGGAAAGACCGACCGCCUCCCCUGAGAAACCACCAGGUCACGUCUAUGACUACAUACCCCAUCCUGUUACUCAGAUGUGCAACAAUCCCAUUUACAAACCACGAGAGGGGGAGAUUGAGGGUGAGCAGUUUGUAGAAACCAAGGAAAAUAACAGUAAUUAUCGAACUCUUCUGGAGAAAGAGAAGGAAUGGACGAUGGCUGUGUCCAAUUCCCAGCUCAACACGAUCGUCACUGUUAAUCAGUCCAGUGACAUGGCGGGCUUUCAUGAGAAUGGAGUGCUUUGCCCCACCGUGAUUGACAGCCAGAGACCGACCCCAACAGUGGGUUUUGUAGACUGCCUAUAUGGCACCAUACCCAAAUUAAAGGACAUGCAUGUUGCACACUCACAUCCCCAAGGAAUGCAAUACCCUGACUUACAGCAAGAUGCCAGAUUAAAAGAAACAUUACUUUUCACUGCAGGAAAAGGAUUCCCAGAGCAAACCCAAAGCGAAUACCUCGAGUUAAGGGCCAAACUUCAGACCAAGCCGGAUUACCUCGAAGUCUUGGAGAAGUCGUAUAGAUUCUAGUUGAAUAUAAAAUAUUAUUCUAUUUCACAACCCCUCCCCCUUCUUCACCCAAGCCCACAAAGAUUGAGUAUCAAAAAAGAAGCAUGGCAAAAUUAUAAAGUAUGUAUCAUACACACACACAUACACACAGAGUUCCCCCAAGUCACUUUGGAGGAAAGGCCAUACUCAGAUUUUCAAUGAAGUGCCUUUUUUCAGAGUAGCCAGCAAUGUUACCACCCAUUAUUUUUGUAUGGAACAGAUUUGUCGUUGAGCCUCUGGAGUUUAAUUAUCAAAAUAUAAUCAAAAGAAGCCUUCAAUCGCCGGGAUUCAUGGCACUUGUGCGAGGACACACACUUGCCCUGGCACAGUUUGUAGAAUAUUUGCAGUUUGCUGCAUGAAUUUAACUGCAGAGGAGGGUAUUGAUGAAAACCAUACAGAGACAUAUUACCCGUUCAGUGGUCUAAUUUAAUUUUAUAUAACAAAAGACGACAGAGCUCUAUCUCAAGGACGCUCCCAAGGAUCAAUAUUUGUGAAUAUAUAAAGACACUUCAAGAUUUUAUGGAGUUCAACGCACUUUCUUAUAAAAAACGCUUCUGGAUACUAUCACUAACAGCUUUUUAGGAAGCACUUUUAAUGUUUUCUCUCUCUCACAAAGUUUUGACAGAGUUAGAAAUGUGCAUAUAUUUAUUCUGUAAUUUCAGUGAAAGAUUUAAUUGUAAAGGUAAUGUUAAAUCAAUGUAUAGUGAUUAUGCGUCUGGUAUAGCCUUCUUAAUAAAAAUACAAAGUCUUAAAUCAAAUAAAAAGGGUACCAAUGCAUACUGUUUGUGAGAAAUAUAUUUCACGUAUUGGUUUGCCGCUUAAACUAUUUUAGAUUUCUUUUUCCAUUUCAAGACAAAUAAUAAAAUGCACAUUAACCUACCAAGAUUUCACUGCUGCUAAGAGGAGCCAAAUACUCCUCUCUGCCUAUAUGCAUGUGCCAUUGAUGGGUGUGAACAAGAAAAUAGAUCUGGCUUUGGAUUAGAUUUGAAUCUAUUUUUCAAGGUAUGCUUUUACGCCCACCCUGACCUGUUGACAGCAUUACAUAACUUUUAAGAUUUAGUAUGAAAUGCAGUUACUUUUAAAAGUGUCCACAAGAGGGAGAAAGAGAGACAUCCUCACAACAAAUGCGGCAUUGAUGGGCUAACAUAGAUGUUUGGUUAUUUGAGACAAAGCUUAAAAUCUCCUUUUGUCUGUUUUGAGAUACACUUGUGUACUUAGUGGCAUUUCUAUGAAAUUUUGAUUGUGCGUGUGUGAUGUGUGUUUGGGGAUAAUGUCACAUAUUCUAUUUGUGCAUCACUCUAGGGACAUAUUUUCGUGCUAGAAAAUUAUCUAUUUAGCAAAAAUAGAUUGUUUUUACUCCCCUUUAAAUACAAAGAUGGCAUUUUGUUUUUUUAAAACCAAAUAUAAUGUCUGAUAAACGCAAGCUAUGUUCAAGUUCAGUCCAUAACCAUUGAAUACAAACAUAGUAAGUCUACAAUUAAUCACAAUUAAUCUUUCUAAGGAUACUUAACAUAAUUUAUUUGUUUGUUAUUAUUGAGUUCGUUAAAGUAGCUUCAAAUUCUUGUUUAACACCAACCAAGAAUUGUAUUCAUUAAUUAGUUUCACCACAUUCACCAUUUACCCAGCCUGUUUUGUCAGUUUUUCAAUAAAUUCUGUUUA